AUGGGUGAUUAUGGAAAUGGAAAUGAGGAAGUGGAUAUAGCGACUGUUGUUGAAGAAAGUGACCAGAAUACCUGGACGUCGCGACAGGCAAAUCUAUGGCAGGAAUUAGAGAAUUACCAACGUCAACCACCUGCGAUAGUUCUAUUGUACGUCUUUUCCAGCUUUGACCAGCACAAUCUCACACCGGAAAACAGAUACGCCAAUUACCCCGAGGAAAGCAUUGACGACUCGCCCGUCCUAAGACAAAAAAAUCCAAAUAUCUUUUUCCCACCCGACUUCUUCCCCGUCAUCAAGGCAGACCUGAACGGGACAUUCUUCUGCGACUAUGAUAUUGAUGACGAAGGAAAAGUCACCAAGCAUUUAUCAUGGACCUGCUUCAAGAUCAAGCACGUCGUCAAACCAGGCGUAUACGCCUGGAUCCAAACGGCUGUCUUCGUCCAAUGGCACCCGCAAGCAAACCGGCAGCUCGUCUUCUUCCUGAACCUACCGGACGUCAUGGCACAGUAUCUCGCCGCGCAUCGACCCUCCCCAACCCAGCGCGGGAAUCCAUACAUCUGGCACACGCUUUUCGCACAAGGCGUGGUGGAAGAAUACGAUACGUCAAUCUGGUCUCUGCGUCAUCUCGUCCGGCCUAUCGAAAAGCCAAUGUUCUGCUUCCCAAAGCUAAAAGCAGCCCAGGCCCGCAACGAACCAAAACCACCCGUGCUUAACUUCCCCAACCUCCACGACAUCGCCCGACACAUCUUCCACGCGAACGAAACCCUCGCGGUCGCGACGCACACAAUGCAAUCUCUAAUCGACGAGCAGGCGCGCUUCCGCGCCGAGCAUCCAGUCUUGAUAAACAAAAACAGGGGCAGCUGGAUCCACACCGCGCAGCGGGCGCACUUCGUCGCGAAACAGCUGCAUUCGCUCCUGACGCGGUCGCAAUCGCUGAGUGAGCGGCUGCGCAACGAGAUCAAUCUGGCGUUUAAUCUUGUUUCGCAGAAGGAUGGUGCGAUGAUGAAGACGGUGGCGGUUGUGAGUAUGCUUUAUUUGCCGGGGACGUUUAUAUCGGGUCUGUUCGGGACGAACUUCUUCAAUCUGUCGAAUGAUGGUGGGGCGAAGUCGUGGAUCAUGUCGGGGAAUUUCUGGCUGUAUUGGGUUAUCACGCUGCCGCUGACGUUGGCGACGGUGCUGGUUUGGGCCUCGUGGCAUUAUUUCCCGCACUAUUACCCACGUAUGUCUCUUAAGCCGCUGAAGGGCGCUGACUCGGUUGCCUGA
Aspergillus fischeri NRRL 181 is the source of this 1260-nucleotide messenger RNA. RefSeq lists its product as uncharacterized. Gene Ontology annotation, biological process: transmembrane transport; metal ion transport. Gene Ontology annotation, cellular component: membrane. The transcript is spliced from 5 exons. Bases 1 to 1260 code for a protein of 419 amino acids. Gene Ontology annotation, molecular function: cobalt ion binding; cobalt ion transmembrane transporter activity; magnesium ion transmembrane transporter activity. The record is from RefSeq and is a predicted model, not a curated record. NCBI's taxonomy places the organism in Eukaryota, Fungi, Ascomycota, Eurotiomycetes, Eurotiales, Aspergillaceae.